CCAGUGACCAAAAACACCUUCCGGCAGUACCGAGUCCUGGGCAAAGGUGGCUUUGGGGAGGUGUGCGCCUGCCAGGUGCGGGCCACAGGCAAGAUGUAUGCGUGCAAGAAGCUGGAAAAGAAACGGAUCAAGAAGCGGAAAGGGGAGGCCAUGGCCCUCAACGAGAAGCAGAUCCUGGAGAAAGUGAACAGUAGAUUCGUAGUGAGCUUAGCCUACGCCUAUGAGACCAAGGACGCACUUUGUUUGGUGCUAACUCUGAUGAAUGGAGGGGAUCUCAAGUUCCACAUCUACCACAUGGGCCAGGCUGGCUUCCCCGAAGCACGGGCCGUCUUCUAUGCCGCUGAGAUCUGCUGCGGCCUGGAGGACCUGCACCGGGAGCGCAUCGUCUACAGGUGUGGAGGAGCGGCCUGUACCGUCUCCCUCCCCGCUAGGGGCAGCAGCUGGGUGCCGUGGUACCAUGAGAGAUAUGGUGUCCAGCCACAACAGGGGGUCCGGGCCCCACAGUCCCCUACAGUGAGCAGACCUGAGAGCCUCAGAGCUAGGCUUUG
Molecule: messenger RNA, 548 nt
Organism: Dipodomys ordii (Ord's kangaroo rat)
Lineage: Eukaryota; Metazoa; Chordata; Mammalia; Rodentia; Heteromyidae
Product: G protein-coupled receptor kinase 6-like
Exons: 3
Biological process (GO): regulation of signal transduction; protein phosphorylation
Cellular component (GO): plasma membrane; cytoplasm
Molecular function (GO): ATP binding; G protein-coupled receptor kinase activity
Source: RefSeq, a predicted model, not a curated record